AUGCGAACGCUUUGUGAUGCUUGUGAGAGUGCGGCGGCUAUCGUUUUCUGCGCCGCUGAUGAGGCUGCACUUUGUCGUGCCUGCGAUGAGAAGGUUCACAUGUGCAAUAAGCUAGCUAGUAGACAUGUGAGAGUUGGUCUUGCAAGUCCAAGUGAUGUGCCACGGUGUGACAUAUGUGAGAAUGCACCUGCUUUCUUCUAUUGUGAGACAGAUGGAAGUUCCCUUUGUUUGCAGUGUGAUAUGAUAGUUCAUGUUGGAGGUAAAAGAACGCAUGGAAGAUAUCUUCUGUUCAGGCAAAGAGUUGAGUUUCCAGGAGACAAAUCUAGUCAUCCUGAAAAUCCGUCUUCACAACCAUUGGAACCUGGUGAAAGUAAAAGGGGACAAAAUUCACUUUCCAAACUGAAAAUGGGAGAGAAACAAAACCAUGGAAUGCCUCUGGGUCCAACGCCAGCACCUGAUGCUGAUGGACAUACCAAGAUGGAAACCAAAAUGAUUGAUUUGAACAUGAAGCCUAGUAGGAUACAUGAACAAUCACCAAAUAAUCAGGUAUUCAAUAAAUUGUCAUAA
Molecule: messenger RNA, 567 nt
Organism: Sphenostylis stenocarpa
Lineage: Eukaryota; Viridiplantae; Streptophyta; Magnoliopsida; Fabales; Fabaceae
Source: the annotation of a GenBank genome assembly